Molecule: messenger RNA, 8514 nt
Organism: Dermochelys coriacea (leatherback sea turtle)
Lineage: Eukaryota; Metazoa; Chordata; Testudines; Dermochelyidae
Gene: DOT1L
Product: DOT1 like histone lysine methyltransferase
Exons: 28
Coding region: 211-4863 (1550 amino acids)
Biological process (GO): regulation of transcription regulatory region DNA binding; DNA damage checkpoint signaling; DNA repair
Cellular component (GO): nucleus
Molecular function (GO): histone H3K79 methyltransferase activity
Source: RefSeq, a predicted model, not a curated record
CGCGUUGGUCGGGCCCGGCCCCGGCGGCUCAUUGUGCUCGCUUCACGCCGGCCCAAGAUGGCGGCGGCGCUGGAGAGCCCGGCCAGCCGCUGACUACAAUAGAGGGAGGCGAAGGGGAGCGGGCGGCCCCCCCCCCCCCCCCGGCCCGCACUCUCCGAGCGGCUACUCUAGCAUGGUGCGGGGCCGCCGCCGUCUCCUCCUGCUGCCGACAUGGGCGAGAGGCUGGAGCUCAGGCUGAAGUCGCCCGUGGGAGCCGAGCCGGCCGUUUACCCCUGGCCGCUGCCCGUCUAUGACAAACACCAUGAUGCUGCUCAUGAAAUCAUUGAGACAAUUCGGUGGGUCUGUGAAGAAAUCCCAGAUCUCAAGCUUGCUAUGGAAAAUUAUGUUUUAAUUGACUAUGAUACAAAAAGCUUUGAAAGCAUGCAGAGGCUUUGUGACAAAUACAACCGCGCCAUUGAUAGCAUUCAUCAGUUGUGGAAAGGAACCACCCAGCCCAUGAAACUGAACACUCGUCCCUCCAAUGGGCUCCUCCGUCACAUCUUGCAGCAAGUAUAUAACCACUCGGUGACAGACCCAGAGAAACUCAACAACUAUGAGCCCUUUUCCCCAGAGGUGUAUGGAGAGACUUCCUUUGAUUUAGUGGCCCAAAUGAUUGAUGAGAUUAAAAUGACUGAGGAUGACUUGUUUGUUGACUUGGGCAGUGGUGUGGGUCAGGUAGUGCUUCAAGUUGCUGCUGCCACAAACUGCAAACAUCACUAUGGUGUGGAGAAAGCUGAUAUUCCGGCCAAAUAUGCUGAGACGAUGGACAGAGAGUUCAGAAAGUGGAUGAAAUGGUAUGGGAAAAAACAUGCAGAAUACACACUGGAAAGAGGUGACUUCCUCUCAGAAGAAUGGAAAGAAAGAAUUGCAAACACAAGUGUUAUUUUUGUGAAUAAUUUUGCCUUUGGUCCUGAGGUGGAUCACCAACUGAAGGAGCGAUUUGCAAACAUGAAGGAAGGUGGCAGAAUCGUGUCCUCAAAGCCUUUUGCACCUCUAAACUUUAGAAUAAACAGUCGAAACUUGAGUGAUAUUGGCACUAUAAUGAGAGUUGUGGAGUUAUCACCACUGAAAGGGUCGGUUUCAUGGACCGGGAAACCAGUUUCUUACUACCUGCAUACUAUUGAUCGCACCAUACUUGAAAACUAUUUUUCUAGUCUCAAAAAUCCAAAACUCAGGGAGGAACAAGAGGCAGCUAGACGUCGUCAGCAAAGAGAAAACAAGAGCAACACAACUACUCCAACGAAGGUGCGAGAAAACAAGGAUUCUGGUGCUGAAGAAGAAAAAGUUGGGACAAAUGCAGUUAAAAAGACAUCUCCCUCCAAAGCACGCAAGAAAAAGCUGAGUAAGAAAGGAAGGAAAAUGGCAGGGCGGAAGCGAGGGCGUCCCAAGAAAAUGAACACUGCAAAUACAGAGCGCAAGACCAAGAAGAACCAAACUGCACUAGAGCUUCUGCAUGCUCAAACUGUGUCUCAGACACCCUCAUCCUCUCCUCAGGAUGCAUACAAGUCACCUCAUAGUCCAUAUUACCAACUACCUCCUAAAGUGCAACGGCAUUCAUCUAACCAACUGUUGGUGACUCCUACCCCACCUGCACUACAGAAGCUGCUAGACUCUUUUAAGAUCCAAUACAUGCAGUUCAUGGCGUACAUGAAAACUCCUCAGUACAAAGCAAACCUGCAACAGUUACUGGAGCAGGAAAAGGAAAAGAAUGCUCAGUUGCUGGGGACAGCACAACAGUUAUUCACCCACUGCCAGGCACAGAAAGAGGAAAUUAAACGGCUCUUCCAACAAAAACUUGAUGAGUUGGGAGUUAAGGCUCUGACAUAUAAUGACCUGAUUCAGGCUCAGAAGGAGAUCUCUGCUCACAACCAGCAGCUGAAGGAACAGACAAAGCAGCUGGAGAAAGAUAACAGUGAACUCAGGAACCAGAGCUUGCAGCUGCUUAAAGCACGAUGUGAAGAACUGAAGUUGGAUUGGUCAACGCUGUCAUUGGAGAGCUUACUGAAGGAAAAGCAGGCACUGAAGAAUCAGAUUUCUGAGAAACAAAAGCACUGUUUGGAAUUGCAGAUCAGCAUUGUGGAGCUUGAGAAAAGUCAAAGGCAGCAGGAGCUCAUGCAGCUGAAAUCGUAUAUGCCUCCUGAUGAGUCUCUGUCGGUACAACUACGCAAUAAAAACCGUUUAAGCCGUGAGCCCGAGGCCGAUCAUGGCAGAUUCCAACUUGAGCUUGAGUGCUCUAAAUUUCCUAUGCCCCAUAUCAAUGGCAUGAGCCCUGAACUGUCCAUGAAUGGCCAUGCUACUCCCUAUGAAAUCCAUAAUGCUCUUAGCAGGCCCUCUUCCAAGCAGAACACCCCUCAAUACAUGACCUCUCACCUGGACCAAGAAAUAAUUCCUUGCACCCCAAACCACAGCAGCAGACAGAAGGUGGACAAGACAGCAAGCUUGUCCUUACCUGAUUACACGAGGUUUUCCCCAGCUAAGAUAGCCCUAAGGAGACACUUGAAUCAGGACCAUGCAAUCAAUGGAAAAGCAACAACUAAUGAGUUACACCAGAGAGCUGACCAUGUAAAAGAGAAUGGCCUUACAUAUCCAAACCCUGGCAUUUCAAAUGGCAUAAAGCUGAGUCCUCAGGAAACUCGGCCCUCUUCCCCAGUGGCCUUACCCAUUGCAGGCGAGAAGGUUUUGCGAGAGAGGACUUCUGCGAGUAAUGGAGAAACUAUCACCAGUCUACCUAUCAGUAUUCCUCUCAGCACGGUGCAGCCUAAUAAACUCCCUGUUAGUAUCCCUCUGGCCAGCGUAGUCCUACCUAGCCGUGUUGAGAAGGUGAGAAGCACACCUAGUCCAGUUCAUCAGAAUCGAGACUCGUCGUCAACACUUGAAAAACAGUAUGGUGCUAGUUCUCAUAAUGGUGUAAGCAAUGCUGCUGGAAAUAAGUCACUGGCUUUGGCUACCUCAGGUUUUUCAUAUUCUUCUGGCUCCAUGGCAGUUAAUGGAACACUUUCAAACAGCCCAGCCCACCUUAACCAUAGUGUUGAUCAGGCAGCUGUGGACGACUCCGGGAGUUUGUUUAAUUCGGUAGGGUCUCGGAGCUCCACUCCACAAUAUCCUUCUUUGCUAAUGAUGCAGUCACGGAACUCUGGGCAGAACUCCCCAGCUCACCAGCACUCAGCAAGCCCCAAGUUAAAUGGUGCCUCUCAGAGCAUGGUAGGGGUACUGCAGUAUGUGGAUGCUCAGAAGAUGUUUACCGAAGGAACAAAGGGGGAACUUCAGCCUGAUACCGCCUUUUCAGAUCCUGAGAACGAGGCCAAGAGAAGAAUCAUCUUCACAAUCUCUCCUAGUACAGGAAGUGUAAAACAGUCUCCUUCUAACAAGCACAGUCCCCUGACUGCAAGCAUUCGGAUGGACUGUGGCCAAGCAUACAUGCAGGAUGGGAAGAAACGAGGUCGAAGGAAGAGAUCCUCCACUGGGAAUCUAAACAUGAACUCGGGGGUGUCACCUAAACGCAAAUCCUUACCAACUGUGGCUGGACUCUUUGCUCAGCCUUCAGGCUCACCGCUUAAUAUAAACUCAAUGGUCAAUAACAUUAAUCAGCCUUUAGAAAUAACGGCCAUUUCCUCCCCUGAAAACUCCCUGAAGAACUCUCCUCUUCCCUACCAGGACAAUGACCAGCCUCCAGUGUUGAAAAAAGAGAAGCCCCUGAUUCAGACCAACGGCGUUCGUUACUCGCCACUGACUUCGGAUGAAGAGCAGGGAUCGGAAGAUGAGCACAAUAGCACCAGGAUUGAGAGGAAAAUUGCAACGAUAUCAUUGGAAAGCAAAUCUCCACAGAAGUGUAUUGAAAAUGGUGGCAGUUUAUCUGGGAGGAGACAAGCACAAACCAGUGAGAACAUGAAUAGCAGUAAAUGGAAGUCUACCUUUUCACCAAUUUCUGACAUCAACCUGACCAAAACUACAGAUAGCCCAUUGCAGACUGUUUCAUCUCUGAGCCAGAAUUCCCUGUUUGCCUUUAGGCCGUCCUCUGAGGAUGGCAUGGCCAUAGAUGCCAAACUUGCAGCACACACAAGGAAAAACAUCACCAUGUCCUCCUCUGGGACUGACGGACUCAGCCCCAAUACAAACUCCGUUAAUGGAUCCAUGUAUAACGGUGGACUGACCACAGACAUCGGUUUACACAGCUUUGUUGAUGGUGCUUCUCUUCCUCAUAAGACUUCAGAUGUGACGACCCUCAACUCCUCUCUGGGUUUUCAGUCACAGAGGAGCAAAGAUGUGGGGAUUAUGGAGACAAACCCCUUUUUGAACAAGAGGCAGCUUGAAGGCCUAGGCAGCAUGAAAGGAGAAGACUUAAACCGGUCAGGAGUCAAAAGUAAAGAGAUCAGUGAAUUAACCAUUCGUCCAGGGGCUUCUUCUGAAAAAAGUUCCUUGCAGCACAAUGGCAAGGUCGGCAAAGGACGGGACCGUGAUGUGGAGUUUAAAAACGGCCACAACCUUUUCAUUUCUGCUGCUGCUGUAUCUUCUGGUGGCCUUCUCAAUGGCAAAAGCCUUUCCACUGGUGUCUCAUCUGCAGGCAACCCAGCACCUUCUGUUCAGACGCACCAUCCUUUCUUAAACACAUUGACCACUGCAUCGCAGUUCCCCCUGGGCCCCAUGGCUUUGCAGGCAAACCUCAACUCGGUCACAAACUCCUCAGUAUUGCAGUCCUUAUUUAAUUCAAUGCCAGCUGCUGCCAGUCUGGUCCACGUGUCAUCAGCUGCAACCAGACUGACUAACUCUCAUGCUAUGGGGAACUUCUCUCCUGGGGUUACAGGUGGAACAGUUGGAGGUAACUAGGAUUUCUACCUCAACCCAAUGUGACCUAUGCAAGGACAACGUGGACCAACUUCACUCAGCUUCCACUGAAAGGUGCUCGCCUGGCCUGGCAGGGGUUUCUACUCUCUUACUACUGGACAAAGUAAACAAACAAAUAAACAAAAGACCUAAAUAACAGAGAAAAUAAUAUUCUACUGUGAAUCGGAGUUGAAAAAUAACUGCAAAGGAAAAUGCUUAAAAAAGCUCCAGUUUGUAUUGUCGAUAGUUUAGAUAAAGUAUUUAUCUUUUUUUAAAAAUGAAAACAAUUUUGGCUUAUUUUAUUCCAUCUAAAGUCAUAAAAAACCACAACUCAUUGAAACCAUUCUCUGAAUAAUAAAGGACUGGCACACCAGCAGAGAUGUAAAGAGCCUCCUCUCGGUGCUAUUUCAUCCGUCAGAACUGUGCCUCUCUAGUUCAAAUCCUUGGUGCUGAAUUUGAGGGUUGACCAAUGCCAAACCCAGUUCUCAGAAAGGUCUGCUUUUAUUUAUUCAACUCACUCUGUUCAUAUACCAAAGUCCAUUGGCUUACAGCAAAGCAGGAGCUACAGAGAAUGGCAGUCUUUUUGGUUUUGGGUGGUGGUGGUUUUUAUUUUUAACAGAGCUUAUGGCUCAGUUAUCAGGCAUUUAAUAUUGUUUGUUACAAACAAGAAUGCAAUACUCCCCUCUGGAAUGGCAGCUAGAUUACUUGAUCUGACCCGUGCAAACUCAGCUGGUUCAGACACUUUGAACAGAAGAAGCAUAACUUAAGUCUAGUCCUGUUAGACUACUUCACUGGGCCCAUUAAAGCCUCUGGUGGCGCUCAAGUCACUGUGAAUUUCAGUAGCUAGACUGUUAACUUGUUUUGGGGUGUCAUUUGGCAUAUGAACAGGGUGCAUAAUCACUGGUGUUGGUCAGGCCCUUUUUAACAAUAUUGGGAAGAUUGAAAACCAAGCUUCUAUGCUGGGGCAGAUAGCAGCAGAUUUUCUCAGCUUGUUGUUUUUGUUGAAGUACAAUGUAUUUUGUUAGUAAGGUUUUGAUACUUGAUUCCGAAAUGGCUCAGCCUUGUACAUUUUACUGACUUCUAAGUGCAUUCGCUUUUGUAUUUCUUUGCUUUGAAUAGGUUUAAAUGGUAGUUCACAAAAACACCACAAUCUAGCUUAACUUGCUGCCACACUAUCAAACUGGUGCAUUUUGAAUUGUAUUGUGACUUGGUGUUCUGUGUACAGAAAAGCAUCACUCCGAGCAGUGACCGUAUUUUAUAGAUGUGAUGAAAAUUUAUAAAUUUCAUAAACUUUAUUCAGUUUAUUUUUAGGUUGUGUGAUGCACAGUAAACUUGUAAAAAGUUGUUUUUAUUUAUUCAAGUGCACAAAACGGGGAGGAGGAUCCAUUAGUUCAUAAACAUCAAUCUGCAGCAUAGAAUGGACCAAGCGUCAAUAAAGGAAACCACAGUAACAGAAGGGGAAUCACUACAGCAAAGUGACUUGAUUCAGAACACAUCGGUGCUAAAGUGAACCCCUGCUGGCCUAAGUUCUGUGUGGGGAGAUACGGUCGUAUUGUGUCAAAGGCACUUGGUGUCCUCCAGCAAGCAGCCAUUCACUAUAGAGUUGAUCUCUCCCUUACCAACUCCCUAGUGCGGUUUCCCUUUGUCACAAACUGCUGGGCUUCGUGAAUCAGCUGCCUGAUUGCACUUGGAGCAGGCCAAAUAUCUCUUCACACUCUCCUGUGCUGUGCUUCCGUGGCUGGUUUGAUCGGUAUCUCCGUGAGUACUGUGCUGGUUCUGUGUGUCCAGAGGAGCUGGUGGAAGUGUUCUACUUUCCUAUUCUCAUCAGCUCCCUCCUUUCCCCACAGGAGUGAAUUGUCCUGGAAAGUUGCAGUAUCCUGAUUGACAAUGCUCACCUUCAAUGUAUUUCAAAUUGGCUGCUUCCCUCUAGACCACGUAGUGGGCAAUGGAAUAGAAGUUAACAAGCUCGGUUACCCUCUCCACUCCUAAGUGUCUCAGCCUCUCCAAAAGAUGCCGUGUGUGCAGAAGCUAUUAAUGUAAUGUUGCCUUAUUAUUGAUCACUAAAGGGACUGAUCCUUAUCCCUAAUUUCCAGGAAUAUUUUUAAUCAUUUUCUGGUUUGUGCAUGGGAGAGGAGAGGGAGGAGGUGAUGCAUCUAGCUGGAUUCCUAGCAGCAGGGAGAGAACCUAGAGAAAGGAAAUUAAUGCUGGGGGAGUGGUAGCUGAGAAACAUCCAGUAGCUUCUAGUGGAAGCCAUAAACAGUUAUGUCCUGGAAUCCAGGAAAACAUGUAACCCAGUUAUUGUUCAGCUGUGAAUUGGGCAAUGCCAGCCUGAUCCAGAUCUUUGGGUAACGGAAAGGUGCAGGGCCUUCUCAGCAGUCUUAAUCUCAAUUAAAGGCAACAAAAUGCAAACUCAGUACCUUGGAGGAUUUUAAAAAAAAAAGGUAGGUAGUGAAAUAAUGUGAACAACUGCUUAAGGGCCCGUAGCUUUACCCCGCUAUAUGUCUCGGUUACAUCCCUGAUUUAAGAGAUGGGUGGGAAAUGCAUGACAUCACUUGAGUCAGUCUGCUUUCACCAGAUAAUGAAUUCCCAUCCUGGUCAUGUGCAAUGGGAGCAAGACCUGCAGCACUUCCUAGCCAUUAUCCUCUUAAAGCAUAUGACCUCUUCAGCACUGUUGUUUUGCUAAAGGGUUUAAUGAGAGACUUUGUUGUAUUGUGAGUUUCAAACAUGCUUGUGAGGGCAGUUGGCCCUGCUGGGAUUCCAGAGCUUCUCUGCCUUUGUUAGCUUCUUCCUUUAAAUUUGACUGUUGCAACCUUCUGUGUUCUGUGCACCUUGCUUGCUUGCGGAUUUCGUCUUCCCAGUAAUCUCAGUUGAGAUGGACUUCUGGGUAAGUGUCAGGCAGGCUGAUCCUGAUUCAGGGCAGAGUAAUGGUGCAGGCAAGGCUAUGGAAUUUGUUGCUUCUCACCAAAAGGCGCCUUUUUCUCUGUUGCACCCUGGGAAUCUCCACUUUUCCAUGGAGAAAUUGGGAAAUAGAUUUUUAAAGUUUUGGGGAGUCACAUGAUGCACUGGGGUCAGGCAAGAGACCUGGGUCUUACUCCCUGUUCUUUCACUUACUCACUGUAAUCUUGGGCACGUUGGUUCAGCAUCUCCAUAUGUUUCCCCAUCUGUAAAAUCAGGAGGAUACUUGCCUUGCUUCAUAAAAUGCUUUGAGAUCUCUGGGUGAGAAGCUCCAUGUAAGCGUGAAGCAUUAAUAAUAAAGAUCUAAUCUGCAUGGCUGGUAAUUUAUGGAUAUUUGUGACCUUAGUAAGAAAGCUCGGUGCCAGAGCUGUGAGACCUAUUCUCAGUAACCUGAGGUGGUACUUUAUUUAUUUUAAUAUUAUUUAAGCCAAAAUGUGAAGUGCAAGAAAGGAAUUCUUUCUGGUUUACACUUUCAUAUGCUUGGCCCAGUCAUUCUUCUACUGUCACAAAUGUUCCUUCUCAUUCACAUUGCUGCUGCUGGCAGGGGGACUCGUAAUGAAGCUAAAAUGCAUUUUGUAGCAUCUACAUUGCCAAAAAAUUGAAUUUCCUGAAUGUUGUGUUGAGCUAAGCCUGUGUGGCCCUUUGUGAAACAGCGAGGUGGGGGGUAGAUGUUUGCAGAUGCAGAAACAAGUUGUUACA